AACAACAAAUCCCCACAAAAGCCUAAAAAAUACUCUUCAAGAAAAUGGCAAAAUCUAGCUCUACCUUGAAGGAUAAAACCUUAAAUGGCCUAGGCAAUCUCAUAAGACUCCUCCCAACAGGAACAGUGUUCAUAUACCAAUUCCUAAACCCUAUUCUCACAAACAAUGGCCAUUGUACUAUCAUCAACAAGUACCUAUCAGGCAUCCUCAUUGCCCUUUGUGGCUUUUCUUGUGGAUUUUCUUGCUUCACUGAUAGUUACACCGAUAACGAUGGCUCCACCCGUUAUGGCAUAGCCACAAUGAAGGGGCUUUGGCCAACAUCUUCAUCCGUGGACACAAGUUCUUACAAAAUUAGCGUAGGUGACUUUGUGCAUGCAUUUUUUACCAUGGUUGUUUUUGGUGUUGUGACUAUUUUGGACCGGAAUACGGUGGAUUGCUUCUUUCCAGUGUUCGAAUCGACGCAAAAAAUGUUGAUUAUGGUGUUGCCACCGGCUGUGGCUGCAAUUUCUAGUGUUGUGUUUAUGGUGUUUCCUAAUAAACGUCAUGGUAUAGGGUACCCUCCAACCAGCCAAGAUAACUAAAAAGGAGUUAUCUUGAGUUAAAACAUAUUUUAUACUAAUGAUUUAAUUGAGUUGUGUUUUGAGAUUAUUUUUUUUUUGUUUUCACCCAAGUGAAUUAUUCUUUAAUUCGAUGGAAUAAGGUGUGUAUUAUGUAUAUGAUGUAAAUUACAAGAAAUGAAUAUUACAAGAUUUGAGAUUUUAAAUUUAUUAAUACUUUGUUGGUUAAACAAUGAGCUUGU
This is a messenger RNA of Solanum dulcamara, 799 nucleotides long. RefSeq names its product protein DMP2-like. The coding region runs from base 45 to 581 and encodes 178 amino acids. The record is from RefSeq and is a predicted model, not a curated record. The transcript has a single exon. Gene Ontology annotation, biological process: endomembrane system organization. Lineage: Eukaryota; Viridiplantae; Streptophyta; Magnoliopsida; Solanales; Solanaceae.